UGAGGGUUAACCUUCAAAUCUGCAGUGAGGCAGAUGAAAAGAGGCCACAAUCAGAACUGAAUGACAGGAGCAGUGUGAAGAUUAAAGCCUUCAUUUCGAAUCUGGAGGGAGCUUCACCAACACAAUUUUACAAAAGGAGCCACACUUUUCCUGGAGACUCUGGAAGAAGAGCGCAGGUCGUCGGCCUUUGACUCGUUCUGACAAGCAGCCAUGGGUUCCUUGGUGUGGGGCUUCAUCACUGACUUCUUCACCUAUGAGACCACUAAGUCUGUGGUGGUCAAGAGCUGGUCUGUGGGCAUCAUCAACCGGAUCGUACAAGUGUUCAUCAUCACAUAUUUUGUCGGCUGGGUUUUCAUCCACGAGAAAGCUUAUCAGUCGAUUGACACCGGCAUCGAGUCCUCUGUGAUGACCAAAGUUAAAGGUUUUGGUUACCACCACAACAAUGUGAUGGAUGUGGCCGACUACGUCUAUCCCCCACAGGGUGCAGGUGUGUUCUGCAUCAUGACCAAACUCAUCAUGACUGAAAAUCAGUUCCAGGGAAAAUGUGCGGAGACUGUUGACACGUUCUUUUGUGAAACGGAUGAAGACUGCGAAAACCAUCUUGGUUCCAUCCUUGCCAAUGGAGUGAUAACAGGCACUUGCCUUAAAUCUGAGAAUAACUCCACGGGUCAGUGUGAGAUUGAAGGAUGGUGUCCAGCUGAGGACGACAACGUCAUCAUAAAACCAAUGCUUGACGUGGAAAAUUUCACCAUUUUCAUCAAAAACAGUAUUCGCUUUCCACUCUUUGAUGUCACCAGAGGGAACUUUCCCUCCACAAUGACGGCCUCAGAGAUUAGGAGCUGCAAGUUCCAUCCAGAGACGAACCCCUUCUGCCCCAUAUUUAGGGUGGGGGACGUGUUGAAUUACACCGGACAGAGUGUGGAGAAGCUGGCAGACAAGGGUGGAGAAAUAGGAAUAAACAUUGAAUGGAAGUGUAACCUGGACCUGGACAUACACAAGUGUAUACCCAAGUACUCAUUCACACGCCUGGAUGCACCAUUUGCAAAGAACGCCAUCUCCAAAGGAUACAACUUCAGGUUUGCCAAAUAUUUCAAGACAGAGAAUGGGACUGAAUUUCGGACACUUCACAAAGCAUUCGCAAUCCGCUUCGAUGUUAUGGUUACAGGCAAUGCAGGAAAGUUUGACACAAUCCCAACACUGAUCAACUUGGUUGCUGCCUUCACCUCUAUUGGACUGGGUACGGUUCUCUGUGACAUUAUCUUGCUGAACUUCCUGAAAGGGGCAGAUCAGUACAAAGCCAAGAAAUUUGAAGAGGUGUCAGAUGCUCAGAUCGAAGCAUUCCUCGCUCAGAGCCCCGGCAGCCAGCUGUCACUCAAACAAGGCAUCAAGAGCUCCUAUGACUCUGGAUCCGUUUCCCUCGCGACCUCCGACCAGCCCCUGUGAGUGAUGACAAUAUGGAAAGCCAUCUGAAGAUAUGGACCUUCCUCUUUUUCCUCUCUUUCUCUUUAACAAACUGCCUCACAACAGCUUCAUUUGGCUUUUUUUCUCAAUGUCGGGAUCCUGACCUCAGAUUUAGUUUGGCAAGUUUAUGGAACUGGGCAAAGACGGACAACGUUGCUUCAAGCUUCACAAUUUCACAGCAUAGAAGUGGAUUCAGAAGAAAAAAGAACAAUGGCCUUGUCGCCUAAGAGUAACAGGCACCAACUGAUUGGCUACACAGAAAAAUUCAACUCACAGGGAAACAUA
Molecule: messenger RNA, 1746 nt
Organism: Paralichthys olivaceus (Japanese flounder)
Lineage: Eukaryota; Metazoa; Chordata; Actinopteri; Pleuronectiformes; Paralichthyidae
Gene: p2rx3a
Product: purinergic receptor P2X, ligand-gated ion channel, 3a
Biological process (GO): response to ATP; calcium ion transmembrane transport
Cellular component (GO): plasma membrane; nuclear inner membrane
Molecular function (GO): extracellularly ATP-gated monoatomic cation channel activity; ATP binding; purinergic nucleotide receptor activity
Source: RefSeq, a predicted model, not a curated record